CUAUCAUAUUGGACUCGCCCAGCGAACCGAGAACGUGGUGAAUAAACGCCAGAAACAGCUGAUAAGCGAACAACGCAAUUUAACUCGCGCAACCAAAACAAAAGUCGUUCGAUUGCGUCUUACAAGUGCAAUAAUUUUACAAAGUAAAAAGUUAUAAAACUCAAAAAAUAAAGCAAAGAUGUCUGCAUCACCUACUGCUCGUCAAGCCCUCAAUCACGUGCUGCCCAUGGCCAUGGCCAAGACCAAGAAGAUUGUUGUAACGGACCCCAUUCAAAUGCCCGAGGUCUACUCAUCGACUCCCGGUGGCACUCUCUACUCCACGACACCUGGCGGCACCAAAUUAAUCUAUGAACGCACCUUCAUGAAGAAUCUGCGGGGUUCUCCGAUGAGUCAAACGCCACCCAACAAUAUCCCCAGCUGCCUGCUGCGUGGCACACCCCGCUCUCCCUUCAGGAAGUGUGUUCCCGUGCCCACCGAAUUGGAGAAGAAGACGCAAUCGCUGAAGAUCGAGGAACAAGAACAGUUCCAGUUGGAACUGUAAAUGUGCCAGCGAAAAGCUUCAAAAUUCCAAGCAGCUACUGCCAAAUCUUCUCAUAUACUUUAGUUGUAGACUGAUCUUAGCCGUAUAGUUCAUCACAUAGUCGUUAAGUUUUUUAAUUUUGUAUAUAGAGGCGAUUACUGAUUUAGUCCGUCUUCAGUCAUAUUGAUUGUAUCAUGCUCUCAUCAAUUGUAUUUUAUACCGUAAAUUUAGCACUUAAACAACACUGACAAUAAACAGUAAAUAAUAUUCAUAAUUA
Messenger RNA from Drosophila nasuta, 797 nucleotides. RefSeq names its product eukaryotic translation initiation factor 4E-binding protein-like. NCBI's taxonomy places the organism in Eukaryota, Metazoa, Arthropoda, Insecta, Diptera, Drosophilidae. Gene Ontology annotation, molecular function: eukaryotic initiation factor 4E binding. The coding region runs from base 179 to 541 and encodes 120 amino acids. The transcript is spliced from 2 exons. Gene Ontology annotation, cellular component: cytoplasm. Gene Ontology annotation, biological process: negative regulation of translational initiation. The record is from RefSeq and is a predicted model, not a curated record.